AUGCAAGGCUUUAACAAAUACUAUCCUCCAGAUUAUGAUGGAGAGAAGCAUGGAAGUCUCAAUGCUUACAGAGGCAAGCAUGCACUCGGAGACAGAGCUCGCAAAAUCGACCAGGGCAUCCUGAUUGUCCGCUUUGAGCUUCCUUUCAACAUCUGGUGUGGAACUUGCAACAACCACAUCGGUAUGGGUGUCCGCUACAACGCGGAGAAGAAGAAGAUUGGCAAUUACUAUUCUACGCCCAUAUAUUCUUUCAGGUGCAAGUGCCAUCUGUGUGACGGAUGGUUCGAAAUCCAAACCGAUCCGAAGAACACGAGAUAUGUUGUUACCUCCGGUGCACGACAAAAAGACGAGGAGUGGGACCCCGAGGAGAAUGGAGGGUUCGCUAUUCACGACACCGAUCCCAACGGAGGCCCCGUUGACCCCCUUGCUGCGCUGGAGAAGUCUACAGAUGCGCAGAAUCACAUGAACCAAGUGCAAAUUCCACGGCUGGAGGAGCUGCAGAUGCUCUCUGACCACUACAGCGUGGAUCCGUACAUGCGCUCGAAGAAAGUACGCCAGCGCUUCCGUACGGAGAAGAAGCUCGACCAGGCCCGCCGCGCCGCUGACGACACGCUCAAGAGCACGUACGCGCUGCCGGAGGAGCUUGCGCUCACUGUGGAGAGCGAGGACAGCCGAGCCGAGGCGCACAAGCAUUGGGAGAAGGAGCGGCUCGCGCUAGAAGUACGGGAGAAGGCGAAGCGGAGGAUGGUGGGGCGGCCGCCGGAGACUGCGCCGACGGCGUCUUCGAGGCCGUCUCUGCUGCAUAAGAAGUUGUCCGCGGGACCGCCAGGCAGCGCGAUCUCGUCUCUCAGGGCGAGGAUCCUAGAGAACACUGCGCGGCAUGCAAGUUCGUCGUUGGGUGGGAUUGGGCCUCAUCGGACAAAAGUGCUAGGCAAUAAAGAUAUUGUAUUUCGGAAGACUUGA
Molecule: messenger RNA, 963 nt
Organism: Sparassis crispa
Lineage: Eukaryota; Fungi; Basidiomycota; Agaricomycetes; Polyporales; Sparassidaceae
Product: Protein saf4
Exons: 6
Coding region: 1-963 (320 amino acids)
Biological process (GO): mRNA splicing, via spliceosome
Cellular component (GO): post-mRNA release spliceosomal complex; U2-type spliceosomal complex
Source: RefSeq, a predicted model, not a curated record